This is a messenger RNA of Lasiosphaeria miniovina, 2811 nucleotides long. RefSeq lists its product as uncharacterized. The record is from RefSeq and is a predicted model, not a curated record. The transcript has 2 exons. Bases 1 to 2811 code for a protein of 936 amino acids. NCBI's taxonomy places the organism in Eukaryota, Fungi, Ascomycota, Sordariomycetes, Sordariales, Lasiosphaeriaceae.
AUGAGCAUCUCAUUCAGCUGGGCCCAGAGCGGACUCAACAAGUCCAGGUUUGAAGCGUACACAAAGCUCCUGAGACUGCGAAAUGGCGGCCAGGUCGAGGAAUCGUCCGACUUCUCCGAGCGGCCCGACGAUGACAUCGAGCUCGCAGAUCCGAGCGACGGCGCCGAAUCUGUCAGAGUGCGCAACCUUUCGCACGUGGAAAACAGCAGGCUGAAGAGGACUUUCCUGGAAAGACUGUCUGAGCUCGUGGCGAAUUCCAAAGGCGGCCACCACGUCUCGGCGGCCUUGAUGGUCGAGUGGCCCGAUCGCGUCGACGUUCUUGUUGCGAGGAAUAGCGGCUUCAAGCCCGACGAUCCGAGCGUCCGGAUGCUGGAGAAGCUGUCAUCAGGACUGAGGGAAAUCUCGAGAAUAGGUCUUGCAGAUUCUGAAGCUUCCACCGUAGCCGAAAAUCUGUGGACUUCUCUAGUGGAGUGGUAUAAACCCCGGUUGAUGGACUACAUUGUGCAGGCCAAGCUCGCUUUGAAGAAGUGCAACCUCGAUGGUCUCACCGGCGACUCCUCGACAUCGCAAAUCACGGGCCCUCAAGUCCAGGCCUCUCUUCUUCCAUCCAAGCUCAAGGAACUCUACGAUGCUCUGAACAACACGCCCCGGCUGUCGACAAAGACUGGGCUCGAAGAAGUGAUACUCGUCGCGUAUCAUAUUUGCUACCUCUACCCCGAGAGCGAGUUUGAGCGAAUAACAAAAGACAAGUCAGGAAUCAGAUCGGCCAGGAAUGCGCUCGGGUUUCUAGGCCGUUUUCAGUCUUGCUUCAACACCUUGAUCAACGCCACGGAAAGGCUCUCCAACUUCGAGGGCCUCCGCAUUGUCCCAGUUACGAUUCAGCCCAACAAGCCACAGAGCAAAGCUCCCGACGCCAGGUGGUCAGCUGUCGAGACAUUCGCCUCUCUGAACCUCAGACUUGACGACCAAUCGGUGGAAAAGGUCAUCGGAUCCGGGAACACGAAGAGCAAGGACACAUGGACAAAGGGGAAGCUUCUGCAGAAAUUCGACAAGUUCAAGUCAUCAGUCUCGGAGGUGCACGCCGAAGUCCAGCUCGUUCUGGGCCUCGCCCAGCACAGCCACGUCGGCGGCGCCGUGUUGCGCUACAUUGGGUGCAGCAAGCGGAGUUGUUUUCUGUGCUCCAAGUUUGUCCAUGGCUACGGAUCGUUCACAACUCGGGGAUCCCAUGGCAAGCUUUACAACCUCUGGUCUGUGCCCGAGGUGUCGGUCAUUUCAGACGCGGAAGCUGCGCAGCUGGCUGCCGCUGUCGGCGCCGCCGAGAAAGCAAUGCGGAACCUCAUCCUGAACAAGAAGAAAGACCAUCUGGCCCACGCCGCUGAAUCCACCGUUGGCGGCUCCUCGGUCGCAACUGGAGUCCGGCAGUUUGGCGACCAGCACUUGAUGGACCUCGUCUCCCGGCACCUCGAAUCCCAGCGUGAAGCUGCCAUGGCGCGGAGCACAACCACCGACAACGGAGAGACCCAUCUCGACGAUAUCAGAGAGGAACCGCCAGAGUCUGACCUUGGGCCCCGAGACGAAGGUGCAGUCCCAGAUCCAAAUCAGGCGUUGACGGCUGGAGAAUGUGAUAUCUGCGAAACCGAAACGACCCGCCGCUGCUCCUUCUGCAGCCGAGACUGGUUCUGCAGCGCCAAGUGCCAGGAAAAGAUGUCCAUGUACCACCUCGUCAAGUGCUCGGCGCGAUCGCUGACGACAGCCGACAUCCUCUGCCGCGACGCCAUCGCCGACGAGAUGCCCUCGGACCCGCAGACGCGCGACGACUUUGGCUUCUCGCGGUGCCGCACGCGGCACGAGGAGUCGCACCUGCUGGGCAUGUACCGGGGGAUGGUGGCGUUGUCCGACGACGUGCACGCCAACCAAGUUCACGAGUGGCGAGUCGAGGGCAUCCUCGCCGACAAGAUUGACGAGUUCUACCUCAAAAUCCCCGAGCGCUACCGCGGGUCCUACUACCCGUGGUUCGCGCGCAACAAGCACCUGCUCGACCCGGCCGUCCCGCCCAUCGACACCGCCGGCAAGGACAACCCGCUGCUCCGCGCCAUCGAGCUGGCGAAGCCCUAUCUCGACGCGGCCGACCGGGACAAGGACUUCCGCGAGCUCGAGCCGCCGGCGAAGCGAUACUGCUUCGUCUUCUUCGCCAUGGCGCUCGAGACGUCGCGGCCCAACCCGGGCUGGGAGGAGCUCGACAUGUGGUACGACUUUGGCUUCGCGACGUGCGCCGACGAGUACGACGAGGGCGGCCUGGGCUCGCUCUACAACCGGCUGCUCGGGGGCAACAAGUACUUUGAAGACUACAACCGCAGCCUGGGCAUCGCGCCGGACCGCAGGAUGCCCAGCCAGCAGCCCUGCCCAUUCUCCGACUUCUGGCGUGCGUGGGAGGCGCGCAGCCUCCCGCGGCUCUUUGACAGGUACGGCUUGGGUGGGGGGGGCCCACAUCUGCGGCACUUCCUCUCGUUCCCGGCCGGCAAGCCGCGGCCGUCGGUGUGGCGGCUGCGGCACAUGCUUGCCCUCGACGACAACACCCCGCUGGGCGGCUUCCCCGAGAUUGAGGCGGCAGCGCGAGAGUACGGCUUCACGCCGGCCGUGGAUGCGCGGACCAAGAUUGAGCUGUUGCAGUUCUACAGGAAGUUGCUAAACCGGGGAGACGCGCUGGAGAUCCAUGCGGCGAGGGCCAAAGGCAAUCUGCUGGAGUAUGCUGAGAAAUGCCUGCCGGACAUUGACGGGAGAGUGAGGGAAGUGCUGAAGCGGCUUCGAUGA